UGCGCAUGCUGAACUCCUUGGGUCGAUUUGAAGCCAGUAACCAGGCGCGAGUCCGUUUCCAUCGUAUGAGUGUGAAAAGAAAGGCAGCAAGUUUGACGAGAACAUGUCGCGAAUGCAAUGGAAAAAAUGCAUUGGCACCACCCUCAUGCCCAUCGAGCGGGCGAUGGCAGUCCGCGAAAGCACCCAAGCUACCAAUGAGAUCGCUGGCAAGCUCAUGCGCACCGUUGUCUACCAAUCCUGCUCAAAGCAACUCGAAUCCCAGUUCAGCCGUAAGAACGUUAAUGCAUCUCCCAUGACGGAAGCAUCGCUCUCCCGCGGGAUGUGCGACCGUGGCAUCGCAGCUUCACGCUCCAAGAAGGUCUCGCUUGAGUCCGUGCAGGCAACAAUGCGCUGGGUUGGCCAGAGCGCUGCUCACAAGGUCGUUAGCAACUGGGAGCGCAAGAUGGGUGACCUGCAGGAGCACAUUUUCCGACCAGUGGCCAGCCCAGCAACGUUCCGACCCCCUCAUCCACGCAUUCACAUGAGGACACACCCUCGUCGUCUCCGUCUUGGGUCCCAGGAUAACGAGUUUCGCCGCGUCAAACGUUCUUUCGAGUUGACCGACUUCACCAAAGCCCUCGACAAUGUGUACCAGGUCGCCAACGAUUCCCGGCGCACGAAGGAGGAUGCCGCCCGUGCUAGCGACGACACAGCCUUUACUGUGGGCGACAACCCAGAAAGGGACCUAGUCGACUGCUGGGGUUACGGUGGAUAGGUUCACCGUAACAGUCAGUGCCCGGAUAUCACGGAGAAGAAGCGCUUUAGGACGCCUGGUGUCAAAGUCAAGCCCAGCUUCUUCGUCUGCUACUCCGAGAC
Messenger RNA from Tilletiaria anomala UBC 951, 855 nucleotides. RefSeq lists its product as uncharacterized. The transcript has a single exon. The coding region runs from base 104 to 754 and encodes 216 amino acids. Lineage: Eukaryota; Fungi; Basidiomycota; Exobasidiomycetes; Georgefischeriales; Tilletiariaceae. The record is from RefSeq and is a predicted model, not a curated record.